Mycena indigotica is the source of this 486-nucleotide messenger RNA. RefSeq names its product CxC2 domain-containing protein. The transcript is spliced from 2 exons. The coding region runs from base 1 to 486 and encodes 161 amino acids. The record is from RefSeq and is a predicted model, not a curated record. NCBI's taxonomy places the organism in Eukaryota, Fungi, Basidiomycota, Agaricomycetes, Agaricales, Mycenaceae.
AUGCAGCAGCCACGCAGCGGCUUCAUGGAGCAGAUGGGUCAAGAAAGACACGCAGCGAGCCGAACACCCGCCGAGUUACGAACCGGGUUUCUUGGAUUUGGCAUGGGUCCAACAAAGGCAGCGAGGUUCAUGAUUCAAUUCGGGUUGAGUGGUCUAAAAGCUCGCGCUCGUAAGCAGCGAUGGGAGGAGGAGGUCGAAUUGUUGCGAGAGGAAAUGAAGCGAGUCCUGCGGUCGCUCCGAUGGACGCAGAAUCAGUGGCAGGUUCGUGCUGACAGGCAACGGGACGACGUCAACAUGCAUGUUGCUGCAGGCCUACGGGCCUAUGCAUUGCGGCAGGUAGACAUUCAUCGACGGAUGGCCGAGCGCUUCUACUCCGAAUGGGGUAGAUCCCUUGCAAAUGCGGUCCGAGCCGUUGUCAAGGAGGAUGAAGGUGUUUUGGAUGGUGCAUUCGAUGGACUUACAGACAAUGACAUGCAGAUUCUCUGA